Messenger RNA from Helobdella robusta, 766 nucleotides. RefSeq lists its product as hypothetical. The record is from RefSeq and is a predicted model, not a curated record. Gene Ontology annotation, cellular component: microtubule minus-end. The transcript has 3 exons. NCBI's taxonomy places the organism in Eukaryota, Metazoa, Annelida, Clitellata, Rhynchobdellida, Glossiphoniidae. The coding region runs from base 1 to 603 and encodes 200 amino acids. Gene Ontology annotation, biological process: negative regulation of microtubule depolymerization; cytoplasmic microtubule organization. Gene Ontology annotation, molecular function: calmodulin binding; microtubule minus-end binding.
AUGUUUUUCAUCGUCUUCAUCACCGUCUUCGUCAUCGCCUUAGGCCCAAGAUUGUUUGUGAAGCCAAGUAGUAAAUCGAAUAAGAACAUCGUGGAGAAUGCUCUGAGCCAUUGUUGCCUGGCUGGAUUGGUCAACCAAGAUGUAAAGUGUAAGGCACUGGAGGCUCUUCAGAAAUCAAGCAGCAAACAUUUUGUGGUUUUAUUCAGAGACGUGGGCAUGCAGUAUAGAGGCCUCUAUGCCUACAAUAUCAACCACAACAUACCAUGUUCAGACAUAGGUACGAGAGGCUGUGAGAUUGUGAGAUUGCACGGAGUCGGACCGAAGGUUGUCGAACCGAAGCAAAUUGAAAAAUUUUUCAAAUACAAUUCCGGAGCGAAAAAUUUCUUCGAGGUGACGUCAACUAAACAUCUGUCAGCAACCAUUGAUGGGGUAACACUGUACGGUGCGGUGUGGCAAAAAGGAAGACAUCUGGCCGUUGGUAGUGCUGCUGCUGCUGCUGCCAACGGUAUUGCUAAUGCUGGCACUGGCAGUGGUACUACAGCUGUCGACCUUGGUAAUGGUGGUGGCGAGUUUGGUCGUUCCAAAAAGAAUUUAACUGGAUGACUAUCGUUAAUCCGUUAUAGGAAAUGUAUAAUGUGAUUAUUUUGUUAAAAUUUAUCGAACCUUGUUCAGUUUCUCAAUUACACGUUUCAUCUCAAUAUUUUUUUUUAUUUUUUUUUUGUUUUCUUACUUGAUUUAUCUUCAGUUGAUAAAAUAUUUGAUUUUU